Pangasianodon hypophthalmus (striped catfish) is the source of this 2569-nucleotide messenger RNA. It is a transcript of the gene trim35-30, whose product is annotated as tripartite motif containing 35-30. Bases 40 to 1458 code for a protein of 472 amino acids. The record is from RefSeq and is a predicted model, not a curated record. NCBI's taxonomy places the organism in Eukaryota, Metazoa, Chordata, Actinopteri, Siluriformes, Pangasiidae. Gene Ontology annotation, molecular function: zinc ion binding; protein binding. The transcript has 6 exons.
AGGAGAGAUAGAUGCUCGACUGUCUCUACGUGUGACAACAUGGAUUCCAGACCCUCUCUGACUGAAGAUGAUUUCUCCUGUCCUGUGUGCUGUGACAUCUUCAGGGAGCCUUUACUCCUGGCCUGCUCCCACAGCAUCUGUAAGAGCUGCCUGCACACCUUCUGGCAGCAGCGAGGAGCUCUAGAGUGUCCUAUCUGCAGGACCGUGUCCUCCACUCCUGAGCCUCCGGUGAACGUCGUGCUGCACAACAUGUGUCAGGCGGUACUGAAGGAGCGGAACCGGCGGAUGUCAGUGGAAAUGGAGGGGCUCUGCAGUAUACACCGUGAAGCUCUUACUCUGUUCUGCAUAAAGGAUCAGAGGCCUCUCUGCACCAAGUGCAAGAACUCCAGAUUACACAGCAACCACACUGUCUGCUCCAUACACGAAGCAUCACAAAACCUCAAGCACGCACUUGAGAUGAAACUGAAGCCCUUACAUGAGAAGACUAAAAUAUAUGAGGACUUCAAACAGUCCUGUGUUAAAACUGUAGAGCACAUUAUGAAGCAGAGUCAAAACACAGAGGCAUUGAUCAGGGGGGAAUUCAAUAAGUUUCACCAGUUUCUCUGGGAUGAAGAGGAGGCUAGAAUAACAGCACUGAAAGAGGAAGAGGAGCAGAGAAGUCAAACAGUGAAGAAAAAGAUUGACAAGAUCACAAUUCAAAUAGCCAGCGUCUUGGACACCAUCAAAGCCACUGAGAAACAGAUGCAAGGAGAAGAUUUGCUAUUUCUUUUGAACUACAACACUUCACUUGAAAGAACUCAAGCUAAACUAGAAAAUCCAGAGAAAUUAUCUGGAGUUCUGAUCAAUGUGGCAAAGCAUCUGAGCAACCUGAGCUUCCAAGUGUCGGAGAAGAUGCACAGCUUUGUACAAUACACCCCUGUGGUGUUUGACCCCAACACUGCCCACGCUGGCCUCAUAGUGUCUGAUGAUCUGAUCACGGUGGCUUAUAAAGGCGAGCUUCAGCAGCUUCCUGAUAACUCAGAGAGGUUUGAGGGUUAUGUGAGUGUCAUAGGCUCUGAGGGCUUUAAUUCAGGCACACACUGGUGGGAUGUCGAGGUUGGAGACAACACAGCCUGGGCUGUGGGAGUCAUCUCAGAGUCUGUGUAUAAGCACAGAGAGAACCUCUCACGGUUUGGUCUGUGGUAUGUUGGCUUCUGCAAUGACAAAUAUGGUAAAGGAUAUGCACCUGAGAUCCUGACACUGUUGCGGGUUAGUGAGAAGAUCAAGAGGAUCAGGGUGCAGGUGGACUUUAACAAGGGCAAGGUGAUCUUCACUGACUCAGCCCGUAACAUCUGUCUGCACAUCUUCAAACAAUCUUUUAAGGAGAGAGUUUUCCCUUACUUUUACAGCCACUGCAAACUCCAUCCUCUGAGAAUAUUACCAGUAAAGUCCUCAGUGACCAUUCAGAUGGGCAGUUAGAUGAUACCAGACACAACGAGUUAACUUAGGCUAAACAAUAAUUUAGAGCAGUGGUGGCUCAGUGGUUAAUGUGCUGGCCUCUUACUCAGAACAUUAUGAGUUCAAAUCCCUCAAUUGCUAACCUGCCACUGAUUGGUCCGUGAGCAAGGCCUGUAGUCCCUGCUGUAUCAUGGCUGUCCCUAGUUUUCUAACAGUACAAUAUUUCACUUUAUUGUACAAACAUGUACAUGUGACAAUAAAGUCAGUGAUUAAAAGAAAAAUCAAUGAUCAUAGAACACUGGAAGGGUCAGGGAUGUUUGUGUAGCUAAUAGUGGUUUUGAAAUGGUGUGCCAGUGCAAGUUAUCACAUUCAAUAAUAAAGCAAUAAGCCAUGAGAGGGUGGACGCUGUAUUGACUUUAUCUCAGGGAAGGGUGUAAAACAUACUUACCCAUGAUAAAAUCACUACAUCUGACUACACUGAUGUUCACUACAUAUUAGAAUGCUUUUUUUUUUUUUUGUUACAACUUAGAGUAAAAGUUAAUCUUGCAGCAGUAGCUAUGAGGUAGAUGAUCCAGCAUCUCUGCAGCCACAUAAACACAUUUUGGUGAGCAGCAAUUUAUUAUUACACAGAUUGUAUUUACAUAACCCCUAGUCACACAUUUAGCAUAUUCAUUUUUGUCUUGCAUUUACAGAUAAUAUUUAAGUACAUAUGGCCCUGCAAGACCUGCUAAGGGACAUUCCUCACAAAAGAAAGACUCUGUCUCAGAACAGCAGGCUCAAAGCUCAGAUAGAUAUAAUGCUGUCAGAUGAUGAACAUUAAAAGCAUAAUGUUACACAUCUGUGACAAAUUAUUGAUUGCAAAUCGAGUGUGCUGUGAGGUACAGAGUCAGUCUGCCAGGACUUUUCCUUUACAGUGCCUAAGACACAUCCAGCAGAUGUUUUUAAUGUGUUUGCUAAUACAUGUUUUAGGAUAUUGUCUUCUCUCAGUCAUUCUAUAUCAAAGCAGAAGAUAAAGGAAACAUUACAUCUACUGUCAGAAGAGUGUGACUAUUUAUGAUUUCCCCUUCAACUGCUUAAUACUUCUGUGUGCUCAGCAUAACAUUAAAGUAAACACUGUGUCUAUCCACUACUA